Molecule: messenger RNA, 2768 nt
Organism: Diabrotica virgifera virgifera (western corn rootworm)
Lineage: Eukaryota; Metazoa; Arthropoda; Insecta; Coleoptera; Chrysomelidae
Product: non-lysosomal glucosylceramidase
Exons: 14
Coding region: 205-2670 (821 amino acids)
Biological process (GO): carbohydrate metabolic process
Molecular function (GO): beta-glucosidase activity
Source: RefSeq, a predicted model, not a curated record
CAAAACAAAACGUUUCCAGCUGAUUAAAAAUGAUGGAUUUUAAUUUUAGGUUAUAAAACUCAUAAAAUUACUGUUUUGAAUGAAAUUUAUUGUCCACGUUUUCUUUUCUAGUCUAGUUUUAGUUUCCACCCAGUGAGAUAUAAACAGGAAUCUGUGAUUUGGGUACUUUGUAAAUUAUUUAGCAUUAAUAAUAAACUAGAUAAAAUGUCUAAAGUAAAUCAUACAUUGCCCCCAAAAUAUGGACUUAAGUUAAGUUUAGAUUAUGUUUAUCCAGAGAAGAGGACUCAGAACUAUACACCUAGUCUAAGAGUUAUUUGGAAUAUGUUACCUCUUAUAUUAAGGUAUUUAUUGUAUUAUAUAAAGUCAAAGUGGAAAGGCCAUAAGGUUGUUAUGGAUUACAUUUCCCCAAGAAAACCGGAACAAAUUUAUGGUGUUCCAAUUGGUGGUAUUGGUUGUGGCACUAUAGGACGAGGUUACAAAGGACAGUUUUGUAGAUUUCAGCUGAAACCAGGAAUUUACGAAUGGAACACAGUUGACGCCGAUGAUUUUCUUGUAGUUAUUAAAGAUGAAAACGGUUUUACGCUAUUUGAGAGCUGGAUCUCUACAUAUCAGAAAAGGAGUUUAUCUUCUUGUAUUAGUAAAAUUCCCGAAUACAAAAUUAAAUAUACUGGCUUAUACCCCAGAUCAUGGACAGAAUAUGAUCUGACUGAAUUGAAUGGUAUAUCUGUCGGAAUUAAACUUACAUGUAGACAGAUUAGUCCUGUUAUUCCACACAACUAUAAGGAUAGUGCCUUACCUUGUGCUGUAUUUGUAUGGACAGUGGAGAAUGUUUGCAGUAGUGAUAGAACUGUGACAAUUGCUUUCACUUUCAAAAAUGGAACAGGCAGUAAAGAUGAUAAAAAAUCUGCUUGUAGUUCCAAAUUAUUUUCAUAUGAGAAUACCGAAGGUGUGAUCCUUUACCACAUGAUAAAUAAAAUGCCUUGUGCUUAUGCCCUCGCAGCGAAAACCAACAAGGAUGUAUCGAUAUCGAAAUGUUUAUAUUUUGAUCCUAAAUCCAACGGAUUUGAUGAUUUAUGGUUUCCCCUGCAUGAAAACGGAGAAUUCGAUAAACCAAAGAAAUCCACUUAUGCCACAGGCAACGUUUACAACGAGAUGGGAUGUGGAAUCGCUGCAAAAAUACGAGUACCUGCUAAUCAAAUCAAAGAAAUUGAUAUGAGUCUAGUUUGGGACAUGCCUACAAUUAGCUUUCCUAACCAUGAAAAAACUUACGACAAGUUUUAUACUGAACAGUUUGGAAAAGAAAAUGCCAUUCUCAAAAUUGUUGAUCAUGCCCUUAAUAAUUAUACUAUUUGGGAAGAUAGUAUAUAUAAUUGGCAGAAAGAUGUUUUAGAGGACAGUAAACUACCUGAUUGGUAUAAAGGAGCUUUAUUCAAUGAAACAUAUUUUGUAAGCGAUGGUGGAAGUUUGUGGUUAUGUCUAAACGAUGAAGAAAAGAAACGAUUGGCAAGCAAUGAUAAUGAUCCAAGGAAUACGUAUGGUCAUUUCGCUUAUUUAGAAGGCCAGGAAUAUAUAAUGUACAAUUCGUAUGAUGUCCACUUCUACGCAUCGCACGCCUUACAUAAAAACUGGCCUAUGCUUCAGAAAUGUUUGCAGUACGAUUUAAGAGAUUUCAUCUCCUUGGAAAUUAAUGAACCCUUUAAAGUCCUAUAUAAUGGAAAGCUAGUGGAAAGGAAGUAUCCGAAUACUGUUCCUCAUGAUGCAGGAAGUCCCGGUGAAGAACCAUUAACCCUUAUCAAUGCUUACCCAAUCCAUGAUGUUAGUCAUUGGAGAGAUCUGAAUUCCAAAUUUAUUCUACAAACGUUUAGAGACGCAUACGGUUCUUCACCUGACAAGCCGGACUUGCAAUAUUUGGAAGAUAUGUACUCUACGUGUUAUACUAUUAUUCAAAAAUGUAUUAAGAACGAAAUAAAUGAAAAUGGUCUGAUUGAAAACGGUGGGAUACCGGACCAAACGUAUGACUCUUGGACGAUGUCAGGUGUCAGUGCCUAUUGUGGUGGAUUAUGGCUGUGUGCUCUCAAAGGAAUGUCUGUAAUGGCCACCCAACUUGGAAAGGAAAAGGACGCAAAAUUAUUCCAAAGUAUAUUAAGUAAAGCCCAACCAGCUUUCGAAAAAAAAUUGUGGAAUGGAAAAUAUUACAAUUUUGAUUGUUCCGAAAGUCAAUCGAAGUCGGUAAUGGCGGAUCAGCUUUGUGGUCAUUGGUAUUUAGGUUGUUCUGGAUUGAAAGCAUAUGAUGUUUACCCAAAGGAUAACGUUAAAACAGCUUUGAAAACUAUAUAUAAGAACAAUGUUCAACUCUUCUGUGAUGGAAAUAUGGGUGCUGUCAAUGGUACAAUAGACGGAAAAGUAGAUGGGUCUUCGGUGCAAAGUGUGGAAGUAUGGACAGGUGUUACGUAUGCUCUUGCUGCCACUAUGAUAUUAGAGGGAAUGGUGGAGGAAGGAUUCAAGACAGCUGGAGGAAUGUACAAUUCUAUGACUAAAAAGUUCGGGAUGGCUUUCGACACCCCUGAAGCUCUAUACGGUGAAAAAUAUGUUAGAGCCGUAGCUUAUAUGAGACCUUUAAGUAUUUGGUCAAUGCAAACUGCAUGGGAGAUAUUAUCUAAUAAUCGUUGAAUUAUAUAUUAUUGAUUUUAUGUUAAAAUUUAUAUACAUAACAAGUAUUAUGUGCACAUAAUAAGUAUUUAAUCGUUAAAAUAAAAAAUUAUAAAUUC